Molecule: messenger RNA, 2237 nt
Organism: Panicum hallii
Lineage: Eukaryota; Viridiplantae; Streptophyta; Magnoliopsida; Poales; Poaceae
Product: ammonium transporter 1 member 1
Exons: 1
Coding region: 198-1697 (499 amino acids)
Biological process (GO): ammonium homeostasis; ammonium transmembrane transport
Cellular component (GO): membrane
Molecular function (GO): ammonium channel activity
Source: RefSeq, a predicted model, not a curated record
GCUGCACCCCUCCCGCCGCCCUCCUAUAAAUCCGGUCGACGCCACCGCCUGUUCGUCCCCCAUCCUCACAUCCCACGCCACACCCUCCCAAUCCCCUCGCAUCCCCAUACCUUCCUUCCUUCCUUCCAACGACCGCGCCGUAGCGGUACGUGUGCGAUUCGUUAGGGGCCGGGCGAGCGAGCGAGAGCGCAAGAAAGAUGUCGACGUGCGCGGCGGACCUCGCGCCGCUGCUGGGCCCGGCGGCGGCGAACGCCACGGGCUACCUCUGCAGCCAGUUCGCGGACACGGCGUCGGCGGUGGACGCCACGUACCUGCUCUUCUCGGCGUACCUCGUCUUCGCCAUGCAGCUCGGCUUCGCCAUGCUCUGCGCGGGCUCCGUCCGCGCCAAGAACACCAUGAACAUCAUGCUCACCAACGUGCUCGACGCCGCCGCGGGGGCGCUCUUCUACUACCUCUUCGGCUUCGCCUUCGCCUUCGGCACGCCCUCCAACGGCUUCAUCGGGAAGCAGUUCUUCGGCCUCAAGCACCUGCCCAAGACCGGCUUCGACUACGACUUCUUCCUCUACCAGUGGGCCUUCGCUAUCGCCGCCGCGGGCAUCACGUCGGGCUCCAUCGCCGAGAGGACGCAGUUCGUCGCCUACCUCAUCUACUCCGCCUUCCUCACGGGGUUCGUGUACCCGAUCGUGUCGCACUGGUUCUGGUCCACUGACGGGUGGGCCGCCGCGAGCCGCACCUCCGGCCCGCUCCUCUUCGGCUCCGGCGUCAUCGACUUCGCCGGCUCCGGGGUUGUCCACAUGGUCGGCGGCAUCGCGGGGCUCUGGGGUGCGCUAAUCGAGGGGCCCCGCAUCGGGCGCUUCGACCACGCCGGCCGCUCCGUGGCGCUCAAGGGCCACAGCGCGUCGCUCGUCGUGCUCGGCACCUUCCUCCUGUGGUUCGGCUGGUACGGGUUCAACCCGGGGUCCUUCAACACCAUCCUCAAGUCCUACGGCCCCGCCGGGACCGUCCACGGGCAGUGGUCGGCCGUGGGCCGCACCGCCGUCACUACCACCCUCGCCGGCAGCGUCGCGGCGCUCACCACGCUGUUCGGGAAGCGGCUCCAGACGGGGCACUGGAACGUGGUGGACGUCUGCAACGGGCUCCUCGGCGGGUUCGCGGCCAUCACGGCGGGCUGCAGCGUCGUCGACCCCUGGGCCGCCGUGAUCUGCGGGUUCGUGUCCGCGUGGGUGCUCAUCGGGGCGAACGCGCUCGCCGCGCGCCUCAAGUUCGACGACCCGCUGGAGGCCGCGCAGCUCCACGGCGGGUGCGGCGCAUGGGGCAUCCUCUUCACCGCCCUCUUCGCCAAGCAGAAGUACGUGGAGGAGAUCUACGGCGCGGGGAGGCCGUACGGGCUGUUCAUGGGCGGCGGCGGGCGCCUCCUCGCCGCGCACAUCAUCCAGAUCCUGGUCAUCGCCGGGUGGGUGAGCUGCACCAUGGGCCCGCUCUUCUACGCGCUCAAGAAGCUCGACCUGCUGCGCAUCUCGGCCGACGACGAGAUGGCCGGCAUGGACCUGACCCGUCACGGCGGGUUCGCCUACGUCUACCACGACGAGGACCCCGGCGACAAGGCCGGGGUUGGUGGGUUCAUGCUCAGGUCCGCGCAGAACCGUAUCGAGCCGGCGGCGGCGGCGGCGGCGGCGACGACCGGCAACCAGGUGUAAAAAUCAAACAGAACGAGAAGGGAUAGAUUACGUGCUUGCCUUUUUCUGUUUAUACCGCGUCAUAUUUUGACGAUUUCGAUCGCAUCUGCCGCUGCCGGUACCGUUUGGGCCAAAUGCUCGGCCACUUUGAUUUGGUAGCAAAGAGUGGCAGGGCGCGUGACGAUCGAAGCACGUGCGAGUGUGGUUUUGGUUGGGGUUUUCUCUAAUCUGUACAUGUGUUUUAAGAAAGUCCGUGGAUGGUUUAUGGGUAGGGGCUAGGGUUUAUCUUUAAUUCGGCUAUUUUUGUGGUGGGGUCGUUUGAUCGGAGGGAGCUCGGAACGUGUGGCGGGCUGCUGGUCAAGAUAGGUGGCUCGUGAGGGUUGAAACACAACUGGAGGGUUCCGUCCUGUGGUUCCAUCCAUCGAAACUUCGGCGUGUUGCUUGAGUCCAUCUAGUGGCUGGCUUUGGGUGUGUGCCCUUUUAUAUGGAGUGCGUUUAUGUCCAUUAUAUGAUGCCAAAAAUACCAUAUCACAAUAAUAAAUUCCCGAUUCCCCUGCUGUA